AUGGCUUUUAACACCAUAUUGACCAAAAAGCUCGAAGAUUAUCACUUAAUCCUCGGAUCGACUUCACCUAGGCGACAGCAAAUACUUGCAGAAAACUUUGGAAUCACCAAUUUCACUACCGUAGCAUCCAAUUUCCCGGAAGAUCUAGACAAGAGCAAAAUGACUCCAUUGGAAUACGUACAAGUGACCAGUUGCAAAAAAGCAGAAGCAAUAUAUGAAACACACGCCAGUACCUUUCAACGGGAUACAUUGAUUCUCACUUGUGAUACUAUAGUCACUUGCAAUGGUAAGAUCUUUGAAAAGCCAAUGACACGCUCGGAACAGGCUAAAUUCUUUGAAUACUUUAGCACUCCUGAAGGCAUUGAGGUGAUUUCAGCAAUUACUGUGCUCAAAGUAAAGAACGGCAAUGUUUUCAAGUUUAAAGAUCAUGCGAUUACCAAGCUAGCAUUCAAGUCUGAUAAUGAGGACAUUAUUUGUGCUUAUAUUGACAGUGGUGAGGGGUUGGAAGUUGCCGGUGGGUUCAAAUUCCAACAGGUGGGUUGUUUAUUGUUUGACAAGAUAUCUGGUGAUUACUACAAUGUUGUUGGAUUGCCUACAAACACCUAUGCCCUUUUGAGUAGGGCGGUUGUUUAA
Molecule: messenger RNA, 633 nt
Organism: Lodderomyces orthopsilosis Co 90-125
Lineage: Eukaryota; Fungi; Ascomycota; Pichiomycetes; Serinales; Debaryomycetaceae
Product: nucleotide diphosphatase
Exons: 1
Coding region: 1-633 (210 amino acids)
Molecular function (GO): nucleoside triphosphate diphosphatase activity
Source: RefSeq, a predicted model, not a curated record